Messenger RNA from Cetraspora pellucida, 390 nucleotides. NCBI's taxonomy places the organism in Eukaryota, Fungi, Glomeromycota, Glomeromycetes, Diversisporales, Gigasporaceae. The record is from the annotation of a GenBank genome assembly.
AUGGUAAUCUUAAAAGAAAACAAAAAACGAGAUCGAAAAAAGAUACUUGUUCGACCAUUUUUGGUUCUUUGUCCAGAUUUAACUAUUCGAGCGCCUAUUUUAUUCCAAAUGCUUCAACAACAGAACAAAAAUCUACGAAAAAAAAUGGGUAAUGAUAAUCGACGUUCGUACAAAUACCACGUUACCAUAGAAGCAAUAUUAUAUGAAGACAAAAGUUUCAUAUAUCCUACUCUAGACAUUAAAGACUCAUGGUUUCUAAACGUCUUGAUGAACACUUCCUCCGGAGUCCGACCAAAAGCGGCCCUCAACCACCCACCUUCUUCUGUGGAUCUUCUCCAAAAAGAAAGUGCUACUAGUUGUAUUAUUUUGGUAGUAGCAGUUUCUUUUUGA